Poecilia reticulata (guppy) is the source of this 1386-nucleotide messenger RNA. The record is from RefSeq and is a predicted model, not a curated record. NCBI's taxonomy places the organism in Eukaryota, Metazoa, Chordata, Actinopteri, Cyprinodontiformes, Poeciliidae.
UGGAGGGCUUCCUUUAAGUACACAGGGGGCCUGGAAGGCAGGCUGCCAGGGAAUAUAUGGGGCUAGACAGCCUGCUUACUUGUAACACAAGGUCCCUUUACAGAAUUAUCCACGCUCCGCUGGAGCCGCCUGUCCCCGCCCCCUUCCGUCCCUCCAACAACACACAGCAUCCAUCCUCAUGGGCUCACACGCUGCGUGAUCCACAUCUCAAACCGACAGAGCGGUGGCUUGGCCGAGCCUCAUGGAGUAGUAGGACUACUAGUAGGAGGAGGUGGGCUGCUCUCGGCUACCUUUUGUUACUUCCCCCCCCUUUCUUUUAUGGAGUCGCCUUUUUGUCCGGAAUAUCGCUGCAUCCCAUAGCGGCUCCUCCAGGCGUCCAAGAAGCCUUCUCAGGUGAAUGCUUCCGGUUUCAGAGAACCGCGAGAGCAUCAUCCAUAAAACGGAGAACCUCAGUUUAAAUUCACUCGACAGCUAUCCGCCCAGUUGACGCGUCCUUGAAAAGGAGAGUGAGUUUCCUCCGGCUCUGCGACGACAGCAAGUUAAUGUUUGCGCUGAGCUUCCUUCAAGCGAAGACGAGGAUAGAUUAGAAGACGGCACAGAGAGGAAUGAUCCGUACGGGACCGGAGUCUUCCGCUGCAGAGCGAGCUCCUUUGAAUCUUAAGAGCACAUAGUCUCCUUGGAGACAAGAUGGCGUCCCACAACACUUUACGCAGCUACUCCAUCAUCCCCUGUUUCAUCUUUGUGGAGCUCGUCAUCAUGUCUGGCACCGUGCUCCUGGCCUACUACAUGGAGUGCACGGACCUCUUCAGCGUGCACGUGCAGGGCUUCUUCUGUAACGACGCCGAGCUGAUGAAGCCGUACCCCGGCACUGAGGAGUCCAGUUUCGUCCCUCCCCUCAUCCUCUACUGCGUGGUCGCUGCUGCUCCCACUGUUAUAAUCUUCAUCGGGGAAGUGUCCAUGUACGUGAUGAAAUCAACAAGGGAAGCUCUCCUUGCCCAGGAGAAAACGAUAGUCACAGGAGACUGUUGUUACCUCAACCCGCUCAUUCGCCGCAUCAUACGCUUUAUAGGUGUGUUUGCAUUCGGCCUGUUUGCCACAGACAUCUUCGUCAAUGCGGGCCAGGUAGUGACCGGCGGCCUCUCGCCCUACUUCCUGUCCGUCUGCAAGCCCAAUUACACCGGCACAGAGUGUCGGUUCAAUCACCAGUUUAUCGUCAACGGAAACAUUUGCACUGGGAAUCCCGUCGUUGUGGAGAACGCACGCCGGUCGUUCCCGUCCAAGGACGCUUCGCUGAGUGUUUACUCUGCUGUGUACCUGACGGUAAGUAGGAUGCGUCUGACCCUGUGGUUUUUACUCUGUGGGAUCUUUUGAGUCAGCGGCAGCUGC